This is a messenger RNA of Boeremia exigua, 542 nucleotides long. RefSeq lists its product as uncharacterized. The transcript has a single exon. The record is from RefSeq and is a predicted model, not a curated record. NCBI's taxonomy places the organism in Eukaryota, Fungi, Ascomycota, Dothideomycetes, Pleosporales, Didymellaceae. The coding region runs from base 106 to 447 and encodes 113 amino acids.
GACUUGCGGUACCUGCGUUUGAGGCAUGCGUGCAGAACAGUGCCUGCAUGUGGCUCGAGGGUUUAUCGGACAGGCUGGUAAUAUCGAUGUUGUGCAGAUGUCAAAAUGAGAUAUAGUUCAGAUGCAGCAGGUGCAUUUAGUACCGCCGUGAGAUUCACGUCCUUCUUUCCCCUGUCUGCGCUUUGCACCUGGGUACAACAACCCACACCCCUUGUACUAUUCGCUUUGCUUUUGUCAAUAAUCGAGCCGGUCUCUUCAAUUAUAUUGCAUCACCUCCACCGACGGUCACGAAGUUCCGCCGUCCAUCACACCACGCCGCACUCAGCCUACAGUCACUACUCGCGCCCGUCACAUCUCCGAUCGAGAUUCCACGAGUCGCUCCCAUGCAAUAGCCGCAAUCCUUCGGCUCCUUCUUGUAUCAUUUCUCAUCGCCAGCCUGGAGCUUGAUAGGAUCGCUAUAAUUGAUUGAACGUCUGGUUACGUUUGCAUCGCCAUAUCACUCAACAUCCAACAAAACGUAGACCGUCGGUGCUUUUUGCGGC